AUGGAGGGUAAGGAGACUCACUCUCCUGGAUCCGCUCUCCGUCGCUCAGCCACUCAUGACGACGGAAUAGAUCCCUUCGAUGCAAUCCUAGAUGCUGACGACGGCUCCGAUGACGCCAGCCCGUCCCUCACAAAAUCCCGGCCGUCCAAUCUCUUCCGUCCGAUCCAGCAGCUCUGGCGACGACCCGUCGUCCGAUUCGCCGUCGCACAGAUCUUCAUCGUCUGGGCUGUCGCAGCGUCGGUCCUCUACAUCCAAGACGUCGCGAUGUCGCACGAGGGGUCGCUACAACACAGCGACAUUUCCGGUCUAGGUCUAGGCAGCGGCGCCGGAGCUGCCGGUCAAGCAACAUUACUGGAGCAGCUUAAAAAGCGGUUUCACGAACGUUGCCCCAUGCGCCCACCCGUGUGCCGCCCAAGGAUUGACCUGAAGGCGGUUGCGCAUAGCGCGAAACACUACUACGCGCAAGACAAGCCCGGGGACGGGGAAGCGGCGGGGGGAAGCGCGGGGGGUUCCGCGGACGGGAAAAAUGGGACUAGCGGGGACGGGGGCGGGGCUGGCGGAGCGGGGGAUGAGCUUCCGCUGGUGGUGUUCUUUGCGGGGAUAGAGGGGUCCGGACAUAAGUUCUUCGAGCAGGUGUUCCGGAAUAUAAAGAAGGUUAAUUUCAGUGUGGUGGCGUUCGAGCCGCUGCUCCACCUCACCUCUGAGGAGACCCAGACGCACGUGCACGGCGUGGACGUGCGCUGUCCGCGGCUGCCCUACGCGCGUCCCCUGCGCGCCUAUGCCAAGGAGAUGGCCGUGCGGUUGGCUGAGAUUGGCAACGCCCCGUACCUGCGUGCUCGGGACUCCUAUCCUCUGGGCCGGGUUCGGACGCCCCUGGCUCGGCCGGACCUGGUGCACAUGCUGCAGCUGGACGGGCUGCUCUUCAAUCUCAAGGUGGUCGUGAUUUCCCGAGGGCUUCCCGAUGCCGUGCGGUCCGCGUACCGCAUGGGCUACCAUGGAGGGGACUUGGGUCUACAGGUGCGCAUAGUGGAGGACGAGAUGGUGUUCCUGGACACCACCAUGCGCAUGAUCCCCUGCAGCAAGUACAUCGUACUCGACUUUGACUGGGUGGCUGAUAGUCCUGAGCUCGUUGCAGAGCCUCUGGCGGACUUUCUUGGAAUGGGGUUGACAGCAGAGGAUGUGAUUGAGGGGGUAAAAGGCGCCACGCAAACCAAGCCCAAACACCAAACAGAUUCAUGCGACGUCUCCUUGAUUACAGCGAUGAUCCGCGAAUCAGUAACGCUCGCAUGGACUUUGGCGACAGCUCUACUUCUCGCACUCCCAUGGGUCGCGGAAUCUGCAGUCCACCGAUAUAAGGGCGAGCGAUUCUUUCCGGCCUCUGACGCGUUCUUAUUUCGGGGGGGUCGCGAGGGUCUCUUUAUGUCCACGCCGUACGCCAUUGCCAACUGGCAGACUGUCGCGAAAGGCGUGUCUAACGGCAAAGCGUACAUCCGAUUCGACCAUCUGGAGUUCCAUCGGCCGGCAGAGGAGGCGCAACGGUCGCCGCAGGUUGGAAAAACCGGGCGUAUCGAAGCUCUCCUGUUCGACGUGGAAGAUCGCGAUCGGAUUGGAUACGCUACGUCAGCAAAGACGCGAUCCUUCUGCUGCACUCCUGAGUUGGUGCAACGCACCGGGUGUAACCCCGGCCACGUCAUUGUCCGGCCCAGGGAUGGCGACCACCAGUGGCCGCGUGUGGUGGAGAUCAAUUUCUUUGGCAACGACACCACAGUGGUGGCAGCGCCAUCGGAGAUUCGCAUCAAGAUGACGGGCAUGUACUACCUCUGGUUCGUCAUCUGCGACAAGAGCAUGGCUGGCGUGUCUGUAACGGGGACAACCGUGUGGAAGAACCCUGAUGGGUAUCUGCCCGGCAUGAUGGCGCCUUAUCUCCUCUUCUACGAGAUCAUGGCUGUGGUGUACACCAUUCUGGGAAUCGUGUGGUUCGCGCAGUAUUUCCGCUUCUGGCAGGACGGGCUGCAGAUCCACACGUGCAUAACGGCAGUGCUCGUGCUCUCCAUGGCGGAGAUGGCCACCUGGUUCUACGACUUCGCCAACUUCAACUCCUCUGGAUUCCGCCCCAUGGGUACCACCAUCUGGGCGGCGACUCUCGGCGCCAUCCGCAAGGCGGUCUCCCGCGUGCUCGUGCUGGUCGUGUCCAUGGGGUUCGGCGUCGUUCGUCCCACUCUGGGGGGUCUCUCGGGGAAGGUUGUGGCGCUAGGAGUGGGGUACUUUGCAGCGGUUGAGCUCUUAGACGUGAUGCAGAACGUGGGGGCGAUUGACGAUCUCACGAGCAGCGAGAGGCUGUUCCUGGUGCUGCCGGUGGCGGUGCUAGAUGCGAUUUUCAUCCUUUGGAUCUUCUCCGCGCUCUCCAAGACGCUCGCACAGCUGCAGGCCAAGCGCACCACUCACAAGCUGGAGCUUUACCGCAAGUUCACGAACGGGCUGGCGAUCGCUGUGUUGGUGUCGGUCGCCUGGAUUGGGUUCGAGAUGUACCUGCGCACAUCAGACCCGUACAACGAGCAGUGGGAGGGCGACUGGAUCACCGGGUGCUUCUGGCAUGUGCUCACACUCAUGCUGCUCUGCCUCAUCUGCGUCUUAUGGGCGCCCUCGAGAAACGCCACGAGAUAUGCAUACUCCGAGGACGUGCCAGAGGAGUUGGGGGAGGAGGAGGUAGCCCUCACUGCAGUGUCAGCGUCUGGUGGUGCCGGCGGUGGUGGUGCAGGAGGGGUGGAGAAGAAGCAAGCAGUGAACACAGACGUGUUCUCAUUGGACGAUGAGUUGGAGGAGGGGAAGAAAGAAUGA
This is a messenger RNA of Closterium sp. Yama58-4, 2838 nucleotides long. Lineage: Eukaryota; Viridiplantae; Streptophyta; Zygnematophyceae; Desmidiales; Closteriaceae. The record is from the annotation of a GenBank genome assembly.